UGGGCCGAUUCUUCGUGGACCCUAGGGUUUUGUUCCGACUCCAAAACCUCUUCACGGGCCGGAGCUCCAAGCCACCAAGCGAAAAUGGCGGAAUCAAUCUGCAGAACUCUUCGAGACGGAGCGCUCGACGGUGAACACGCCCCGGCUCUCACAAUUAAAGACUCCAUCGAUACGCCGUUCGGACCCUACGUCUUCAACCACGUUCUCAUUCAACUAUCCGCCUACAUUUUGGCUGGAAAAUCUCAAUCGCAAGGUCUCGUGAUCGUUGCUUUGUCGCGGAGUCCAUCUUUCUACGUUGAUUUGCUUAAGAGCAGAGGCUACGACGUCGCCUCAUUGCGUAAAUGGCUAAGGGUUCUGGAUUGUUAUUCAGAUCCUCUCGGAUGGAAGGACCGGCUCAUGGAGUGUGGAACCGUUACCAAUAUCUCUGUUGAAGCUUCAGACACAGUGAGGUUGUGUAAGGAUGUCAGAAAUUUGGACAAUUUGUCCUCUUCAAUUUUUGAUCUAGGGAAAGAUGUGGUUGGACAGGGAAAAGGGAGAUUCUCAGUUGCCAUAGACUCGAUAACUGAUUUGCUAAGAUACGCAUCAAUAUCUUCAGUUGCUGCUCUUUUGAGUAACCUUCGUAGUUGUGAUCAAGUUUCUUGUGCAUUUUGGUUAUUACAUUCAGAUCUUCAUGAAAGCAGGGUGACUGCUAUUCUAGAAUACAUAUCCUCUAUGCUGGCCAAUGCAGAACCAAUGACUAAACCAACUCAAGGACUCAGAGGCAACUCAGAGAAUCUCUCUCUGCUUGAACAGAAUUUUAAGAAAGGAAAGCUUCAUGUUCGCUUGAAGCGCAGAAAUGGACGAGUUAGGAUAUUGAGAGAAGAGCUAUGCAUUGAGCAAUCAGGAAUAAAAUUUAGCCCUGUUUAUGGUGAUAGUGGAAUAAUUACUCAAAGUCUUGUGCCAAAGGUGCAAUUUAACCUACAACUGUCAGAAAAGGAGAGAAUUGAGAGGGCAAAAGUGGUGCUUCCAUUUGAGCACCAAGGAACUGGUAGGCCUAUUGAAAUCUAUGACGGUCGGCAAUCACUCAAUGACAGUAGAGUUGAGACUAGCUCUCCUGUUGAGAAAUUGCAAACGCACAAGGAUCCUGCCAAGGGCGAGAUUAUCUACUUUCGUGAUUCAGAUGAUGAGAUGGCAGAUUCUGACGAGGACCCAGAUGACGAUUUGGACAUAUGACACCACUAAUGUGCUUCUCCGCGCCAGAAUUUGUUUAUAAUGUUUGGAUUAAUAUUCACCUUGGCAUUUUCAGGUGGACUACACUGAUAACUUGGGAAAAUUGUGUCUGAAUAGUUAGGGGCAGUUUCUAGGUUGCUUAUUGAAACCAAGGGUUUUCUUUCUGUAAAUCCUUCUUGAUGUUCUCUGAGAAGAAAAAGCUGUUGAUUUCUAUGGACUUUACUGUAGUGCUGUAAUAUAUUCAAGCUGGGUGAUUGUCCUAA
This is a messenger RNA of Diospyros lotus (date-plum), 1472 nucleotides long. RefSeq names its product elongator complex protein 5. Gene Ontology annotation, biological process: tRNA wobble uridine modification. Gene Ontology annotation, cellular component: nucleus; cytosol; elongator holoenzyme complex. The coding region runs from base 85 to 1212 and encodes 375 amino acids. Lineage: Eukaryota; Viridiplantae; Streptophyta; Magnoliopsida; Ericales; Ebenaceae. The record is from RefSeq and is a predicted model, not a curated record. Gene Ontology annotation, molecular function: tRNA binding. The transcript is spliced from 9 exons.